Messenger RNA from Chelmon rostratus (copperband butterflyfish), 4590 nucleotides. RefSeq names its product desmoglein-2-like. Gene Ontology annotation, cellular component: desmosome; plasma membrane. Gene Ontology annotation, molecular function: calcium ion binding. Gene Ontology annotation, biological process: homophilic cell-cell adhesion. NCBI's taxonomy places the organism in Eukaryota, Metazoa, Chordata, Actinopteri, Chaetodontiformes, Chaetodontidae. The transcript has 14 exons. The record is from RefSeq and is a predicted model, not a curated record. The coding region runs from base 110 to 3640 and encodes 1176 amino acids.
CCUCUUUCAUAAGCCUCCUCCUCGCCUCACUCUCUAUCAGGACCUCUCCAGCGCUCCAUCAGGACUGUACCGGCUCUCUCGAUCCGGACUCCGCGGCUUUUCUUCCGUCAUGAUUCGGGUCUGUCCGCCCGCGUUCGUGUGGCUGCUGUUAGCGCUCCAGGCUGUUGAUGUGGUCAAGGCCAACUCUGGAGACAAUCUGGUUAGAAAAAGAAGAGAAUGGAUUAUCCCUCCAAGGGACCUGAUGGAAAAUGUAGACUACACUAAGAAGGACUUUGUUGCUAAGAUUCGAUCAGAUUUUGCUGCUCAGGAUGAUAUUGUCUACUCUCUAGAAGGCGUUGGUGCAAACAAGUAUCCCUUCCAUGUGUUUGUAGUUGAUGAAACAACUGGACUAAUUCGAGUGACUCAAGUGCUUGACAGGGAGGUCAUCCCUAUGUACAAUCUGUCAGGCGUUGCUCGGCACAGAGACGGCAGGCUAAUAGAGAAUCACAUUGACAUCCGAAUCAGGGUUACAGAUGCGAAUGACAACCCUCCAGUGUUCGGAAUCAUCAGGCCUGGGCAGGUGUACGAGCUCAGUCCUCCAGGGACUUCAGUUAUGAAAGUAACUGCAACGGAUGCUGAUGAACCAGGGAAUGAGAACUCUCAGAUUGCCUAUCGCAUCAUUUCUCAGACUCCAUCUGAUGACAUGUUCUACAUGACCAGAGAUGGGACCAUCCAUGUCAAUAAGCCUACCCUGGACAGAGAGAAAGUGGAUCAGUACACUCUGCUGGUGAAAGGUCAAGACUUAAAUGGCAAACCAGGGGGAAACACUGGAACCUCCACUGUUACCAUUAAUGUCCUAGAUGUAAAUGACAACCUUCCCACUCUGGAGAAAGAGCAGUAUGAGGGCAGCAUUGAGGAGAACAAAUAUAAUGUGGAGGUGAUGAGAAUCAAGGCAAACGACCUGGACCUGAUUGACACAGACAACUGGGAAGCUGUGUUUGACAUUGUCAAAGGCAACGAGGCGGGGUACUUCAGCAUUAAAACAGACCCCAAAACCAACGAGGGCAUCCUAAUGCUCGACAAGGCUGUGGAUUAUGAGGAUGUUAAAGACCUUGAACUUGGACUAGCUGUGAGAAACAAGGCUCCAGCAUACGAUGGAUCCUUGGCAAAUGGUGGAGCUAGUGUAGGUUUUGGAGGGGGAGCAGGUGGAGCAGGUGGAGCAGGUGGAGCAAGUGGAGCAGGUGGAGCAGGUGGUGCGACUGGUGCAAGUGGUGCAAGCGGUCCUGGUGUGGGAGGAGGAUCUGGAGGAUCAUCAUGGCAAAGUGGGACCACAUUGAAAACCUAUCCAAUCAAAAUCAAUGUGAAGAAUCAGCUUGAGGGUCCAGGUUUUAAUCCCAAAGUCAAAGCUAUUCCCAUCUCAGAGGGAGGCUCCAUCAACAUUAAUGAAGUCAUUGCCAGAUACCCUGCAAUAGAUGGAGAUACUGGGAAACCAGCCGAGAAAGUCAGGUAUGCCAAGAGCUCAGACCCUGAUAACUGGCUGACCAUCGAUCCAAAGACGGCUGAGAUCAAACUUAACAAGAUGCCUGACAGAGAGUCUGAAUUCCUGGUCAAUGGGACAUAUGUUGCUAAAGUGCUGUGCAUUACAGAAGACAUGCCAGCUAAAACAGUCACCGGCACCAUAGCCAUCCAGGUGGAAGAUUUUAAUGACCACUGCCCCACCCUGACCAGUGACGUCCAGACCAUGUGUACCACGGAUGAUUCUGUUAUUGUGAAUGCUAAAGAUGAAGAUUCAUUCCCUAACGGACCUCCUUUUGACUUUGAAAUCAUCCCAGAGGGCACUGAGGGUAAAUGGCAGGUGCAGCAUCUGAAUGACACUGCUGCUAUCCUGAGGGCCCAGGAGUCCAUGUGGCCUGGUUCCUAUGAGGUGAAAUUUGUGGUGAAGGAUGAGCAGGGCCAUGCCUGUCCAGAACCACAGACAGUGAAGGUCCAAGUUUGUACCUGUGAGGAUGGAGUUCUGUGUGGAAAACGAGGCUCCAACGGGCAGUCCAGCAAAGAAGCAGAGUUUGGACCUGCAGGCAUUGGACUGCUAUUCCUGGGCCUGCUGUUCUUACUACUCAUUCCUCUGUUGCUGCUCUUCUGCCAAUGUGGGGGGGCUGCGGGUCUGCCAGGGGGCUUUGCUGAGAUGCCGUUCGACACCAAAUCACACCUCAUUAACUACCGUACUGAGGGCCAGGGAGAGAACACGGAGGUGCCACUACUGAACAUGCCAACACAAGUGGAUGGAGAUGCGGUUAACAUGGAUAUGGGCAUGGCUAAGAAUUUUUCAGCAAUGGCGCCAAUGGCAGGGUUUGAUUUCCAGAAAUCUGUCACUUCCAUGGAUGGGAUGAAUGGGGCCAUCUAUACAGAUGGUCUUUCGAGUGGCCACAGAGAAGGAACAUGGGGGAUGAUGAACGCGGCAAGUGGCAGUGGCCUCUACUCUGGGUUUGAGGCCAGAGAAUCAAGAGUAGGUGGAGGACUUUAUGACGGAAUGGCUCUGCCAGACCAUUUCCUGGGACAGUACUAUUCUCAGAAAGUGUCCAGUGGAAGCGAGAACCUUGGAGUGAAGGAUGGGCUUCUGGUUUAUGACUACGAAGGCAAGGGCUCCUCUGCUGGCUCAGUGGGCUGCUGCAGCCUCCUGGAGUGUGACAAUGACCUGCAGUUCCUCGAUGACCUUGGGCCAAAGUUCAAGACCCUGGCUGAGGUGUGUGGAGGCAAGAAGAUUCAAACUGAAGUAACACAUGCAUUCACUCCAUCACCAGCUGCAUUAGUCAAUACUCAGAGCUCAGUAUCGAGUGUGGUGACUGCCCAACAGCUGCCCCCUCCACCCCAGCUGCAGCCCACUGUGCCCAAAACAGAGAAGACUGUGGUCAGGGAGACAUCUGAGCUUUCUCAGAUGGUGAAGGAAAGCACUGCCACAGUAAGACAAGGGAUGACCAAAGCGAAGAAAGGAAUAACAAAUCAAGGCCAGAUGCUCCUGCUACAACAGCAGCAGCCUGUCUACUACACCACCACCCCUGUGCUGCAGCCAGUUAACUACGUUGUCCAGCCACAGGUUCAGAACACCGUGCUGCUGGCUGAGGCACCAGCCACCAACCUGCAGGGCAUGGUACUGGUUAACGGCACCCAGACUGGACCUGCCCAAGGUGUGGUCGUACAGGGACAGACAGUGAUGUCCAGUGGACAAGCACAGGGCCCUGGCAUGAUGCUGGUGGAGAGGAGUGGGCUCCAGGGGGCUGGUGCCAAUAUGAUCCACACUGGCAACCUCCCUGCCUCCCAUGCCAUGAUGAUCGUGGAGGGCAAGGUCUCUGCAGGGUCAAUGAAAGUACUGAAAGGAAGCCAGACCUGCCUUGUGCCAGGGGGCACUGUACAGCCUGGUGGGCUUUCAGGAUCUCAGAGUGUCCUGGUGGUCGGAGGGCCACUAAACAACGGAGGGCAGCUGGUGCAGGAGGCAGGAGGCCUGUCCCAGAUGAGUGAUAUCUCUGGAUCUCAAAGAGUCCUCUACAACAAGGGCAGCACAUCCACUGGCUCUCAGAGCAUCGUAUUGGGUUCAUCGACCACCACAGUGAGCACAGCCCCCACCCAACGCAAGGUGAUAAUGCAGGAGACACGAGAAGUUCACUGAAUGAGACGGUGUCAGGACAACAGAGAACUUUUUCAGUGAUGUCAAUAAGACUGUUCCUUUGGCUUGGUCCAGGUGGUGAUGGGAUGCUUGUGGGACUCAAUUAAUGCAAGUCUUUAAAAUUGACAAUUUAAUUCUCCAGAAAAACAUUUAGGGUUCGGGGGACGAGGCAACAUUACAGCACAGUCAUUCCGCCAAACAAAGACAUGGGGAAAUAAGUAAAUCAAAUGUAAGCAAUAAAAUGGAAUAAAAACAGCGGUGUGGUGACACCGAAAACUAUGCUGACUUAGCUAGUGCUAGUGCUAACUUGCUCCACAUCGCAUAGUUCAACGCAUCCUCCUCUACUGCUCCACCUGCUUCUUUAAUAUGCUGUCAACCCCCACCAACAACAGACUUACACAAAUCACACACAAGGCUGCCAAGACCAUUGGCCUGCCAACCCCCAACCUUCUAGACCUCAACAGCACAGCCACUGCACGCAGAGCACACACCAUAGCACUUGACCCUGAUCACCCCCUCAACCCCCACUUUGUACUUCUGCCAUCUGGUCGCUGUUACAGGUCGCUGGCAUGGAAAAAAGUGGAGUUCAGCAGGAGUUUUGUCCCGUCUGCCAUAACAGAACUGAAUAGAACCUCCAAAUUGUAAUGUGCCUUGAGUUUGUGUGUUGGUUCAUGUAAGGUUUAAGAAUGUGCUGGUGGUGGGUGCAUGUUGUUGGAUCCAUGUAUGUAUCUCUCGAGUUCGAUGUAUUCUGUCCAGUUUGAUGUAUUGACACAUAAGGUGGAUACAAUUUUCCUUGCAAAGGACAAAUAAAUCUAAAUCUAAGAAUGUCACACACAGUUUAAGAUGAGUACAUCUUCAUUAUGUUUUAUAUAGUCUCAUGUUCUGUUGCUUUGUAUGAUCUCUUAUGCAGCUAAAUGCUGUCUGUUUGUCAAUAAAAGAAUAAAUACAACGAA